CAUUCCUGGGUCCUUUCUCGGCUUCCCCUCCACCCCCAUUACAUCUGCAGCCUUUUCUGUUGCUUUUCGCCUCUUACUUCUCUCAGGACUUCCCAUCUCCGUACCGGUUUUGGCGUUGUCUCAGUGAUUCUGACUUGAGUCCUUGCGUUGUGCGGACGCCGUUAAUAUUUCCUGUGCUUUAUGAAUGUUGUAGGGGUUUCUUCAGGCGGCAAUUCUUACAACACCAUGUCAGAUAGAUAUUGCAGGUGUGCAGCUGGGAAAGCACGGCUCCCCGUUUGCUGGAAGCCAUCCAGAGAAUUUAUAGGAGAGACAAGAUUGUUUGCUGGAAGCCAUCCAGAGAAUUUAUAGGAGAGACAAGAUUUGAGAUGGUCUUUCCUGAUUUACCUAUCGGUCAUCAAUUUGCAGAAAUGUCUCCCUGUGCACUGAGUUGCUGUUGUGUGUGUACUUGAGCAUUUGUUUUUGUUUUUAAGUGUUUUGUGGGAGUGUCUUUUUUGUGGGAUGUUCACUUGUCUGCUUGCUCUUUAUUGCUGAAAGAAAGACAUUGAAUCAUGAUGAGUGUCCCCAAAGGACCAAUAGCUCUUUUUGAAAAGCAGGUGGUUAUUUCAUCAAAAAGACAUUUGUGACCCCAUCUCUGUCAGGUACACAGAUCUACUCAAUGUAUCCUGGUAAACCCACGCGAGUUAAAAGAAUGAAGAUGAUCACCGAAGCGUUUUUAAAAGGGAUCAGGUUUCCAUCAUUGAACUCAGUUUGCUGCUCUUGUCUUUGUCACUGUAUUACACAAAAAGGGUGAUGUUGGGACACAGCAAGAAAACCGAAGAGGGCCAUGCAUAAGUUGUUGUUGUUGUUUAUUAGAUUUAUAUACUUCCCUUCAUCAAAAGAUCUCAGGGAGGGUCACAAGAUAAAGACUGGAACAAAGUCCCUCCUGUAUAAAGAAAGCUAUCUUAGAUGGGCUUUGCAUUUUACAACAUUGAGAGCCUGUUUUCUACUACUGUAGAAGUGCUACAUGGGAGAUAAGCAUCUGUUGCCAUACAUUGCACUUCAUAGACUUUAAGAAGCACAGGGUAGGCAAGUAUUACAAGUUCCCUAGUUGCUUCACUCCCAAACUUGAUUGUUGUGUUUCACUUGGCAAUGACAGCAGUCUGUAUUCAACUUAAGAGUAUUCUGGUCCAGAGCCGUCUCAAGCAUUUCGGGUGCCCUGGCGCCGUGGUGCGGAGAUCGCUCUGGCGCCCCUGCCCCGCCACGUUUCUUGCCACGAAUAUGACAGGCCGGAAUGAAUCCUGUGGUGCAGACCAGAUGCCCAUGUCUUACUUGACUUGCCUUCUUUACACACUGGAAGGAUGGACUGGAGUAGAACACUUGGACGAAUAUCUGAGUUACCUGGCCUACCUCAAAUGGCUCUUUGCACCAUUGCUUGUAGCAUUUUUACUUCCUGCAAUCAUCCUCUUUCUCUUAUAUGUUAGCAGUUUUAUUCUUCAUAUAUACAAGUUACGGGCACCCCUAAAAGAGGUUUAUACAAAUGAUUUUUGGGAUGGUGCAAUGCUAACAGUGACAACUAUGUGGUCUGUUCAUGGAAGAAUAUGGAAUGGCUAUGAGUUGCAUGGCCUAGAAAAAAUACCUGAUGGCCCAGCCCUAUUUGUUUUUUAUCACGGAGCAACACCUGUAGACUUUUUCUACUUCGUGUGUGCUGUUCUUGCUAAGAAGAAAAAAUAUAUCCAUGUAGUUGCUGAUCACUUUGUCAAUUUAUUACCAGGUUUCAAAAUCAUACUUGAUGUGUUUAGAACUGUGCCUGGAUCACAGGAGGAAUGUACAAAAGCAUUAAAGAACGGACACGCAUUGGCCAUUGCACCAGGAGGAGUCCGGGAAGCCCUGUUUAGUAAUGAAUCCUACACCGUGCUAUGGGGAAAUCGUAAAGGAUUUGCUCAAGUGGCUAUCAAUGCAAAAGUGCCCAUCAUUCCCUUAUUCACACAAAAUGUUCGGGAAAACAUUCGAACACUUGGUGGAUUUAAACUAUUUAGAUGGAUGUAUGAGAAAACUCGCUUGCCACUAGUCCCAUUGUAUGGAAACCUCCCAGUCAAACUACGCACAUAUGUUGGAGAUCCUAUUCCAUAUGACCCAAAUGUAACUGCUGCAGAACUGGCAGAAAAAGCAAAAAAUGCGUUACAAUGUUUAAUAGAGAAACAUCAGAAAAUACCAGGAAAUGUAUUUAGAGCAUUGAUGGAACGAUUUGAAACACAGAAAAAAGAAGACUAGUGUAUUUUUUGAUUCACAAAUAGUUGCAAAAUAUUUUUAAAUUAUGUUUAUGAUGUGAUGUAAUAUUUGAGAAGAAUGCAAUUGUAUUUUACUUUCUUUAGAAUUGUACAGUUUUACAGAAAAACCAGUUAUUUCCCCCAAAGAUCCUUGUUAAAUCUGGGACUUGGGAAUCUUACGCUUUAGGUACCAACACAACAAUUUGAUAUACCGUAUUUUUAAAGCACAGUUGUACCUUGAAAUAAGCUAUAAAAUGGCUUUCUUGGUUUCUUGAAAAUAUUUGGAAUUUCCUGCUGUCAUUUUAGCCAGAUUCAUAAAAAGAUCGAAAUUCCAAAUUGAGCUGUUGGAGAAUAAUGUUAAAUUAUUGUCGAAAAUGUAUAAUUUGCUGCUUGAUUGGUACACAAUGGAUGAGACAAUAAAGGAAUGUAUGAUAAAAUGGGCUAUAGAUCUGGGAUACAAUAUAGAGUUUGAUAAAUGGACAAAAUUGUGGAAGGAAAACCUUAGAUUUACAGCAUGCAUAACUUUAAAAGAGAACGUAUUAAACGUAUUAAACGUAUUAAAAAUGGUACACCAGCAAAGCUGGCUAAAAUGUACAGGAAAAAAGAUAAAGCUUGCUGGAAAUGUAAGUUAGCAGAAGGCCAUUUCUACCACAUGUGGCGGAUGUGUGACAAAGUCAAAAGUUUCUGGGAACAAGUCUAUAAUGAUUUUAAAAAAUUAUUUAAAUACAUGUUCCCAAAAAACCCCGAGGCCUUUCUGUUAGGGCUGAUGGGAAAUGAAAUUCGGAAAAUAGAUCAAAGACUGUUCAUGCACGCCACAGUGGCAGCGAGAGUCCUAUUAGCCCAGAGGUGGAAGACGACAGAAAUACCUACAAUUGCGGAAUGGCGAGUGAAAAUGCUGGAAUAUUUGGAACUGGCGAACCUGACCGGCAGAAUCCGGGACCAGGAGGAUACAAAAUUCAGUGAAGAAUGGAGUAAAUUUCGGGAGUACGCUAAGGAGAAUUACAAAAAUUUAAAGACUCUGGCGGGCAUAAGUUAGAACCUACAAAGUUGAUGUUUCUAAGAUAUGUUUUCGGUUAAAUAUUUAAUUUGUCUGGGUUGUGACGUGUUUUUUCAAAAUGCGCGUAUCAAAAGGAAUUAUACCUCUUACCAAAGGGGGGAGGGAAGUCCGAACCUGAAAGAAACUGACAAAUGUAUAAUGUUGAAGCUAUCAAGCUGUUGUAAAAAGUUUAAUGAAAAAUCAAUAAAAAUUCAUUAUAAUAGGAAAAAA
Zootoca vivipara (common lizard) is the source of this 3513-nucleotide messenger RNA. NCBI's taxonomy places the organism in Eukaryota, Metazoa, Chordata, Lepidosauria, Squamata, Lacertidae. The record is from RefSeq and is a predicted model, not a curated record.